CUCCCUAUAUUCACUCGUGACUCUCAAGGGAAAAUCAUGAUCGAACAGCCUCGUGUGCUAGCAGAUUGCUAUUACCGCGGCUACGUGGAAGGCAUCCCAGACUCCAUGGUGACUCUGACUACCUGCUCUGGGCUCAGAGGACUGCUGCAGAUUGGAAACUUGAGCUACAGCAUCGAGCCCCUGGCAGCUUCCUCUGCAUCUGAGCAUCUUCUGUUGCAGAGGGAGGUGGCGGUUCCUGGAACGGUGAUCUACAAAACACCCCAGAGAGGCAGACAAUUUCCAGGUCGUGGUACAGCAAAAGGGCAGUUCCAGCCCUGGGGGCGCAUGCGGUAUCUGGAACUCCUUGUCGUGGUGGACAAGGAAGGGUUUGACGCUUUUGGUGGACAUAUAACUGACGUGACAUUGGAAGUUAUUGAAAUAAUCAAUCUGGUGGAUGGGCUGUUUUCUUCUUUCCGCCUUCGCGUGUUAUUAGCUGUGCUAGAGAUUUGGACAGAGAAGAACCCUAUCAGCAUUACCAAAAACGUAACUGAGGUCCUUCACAAUUUUAAUCUUUGGCAGAUCCAGCAAAGCCCUACGCAUGUUGCGCAUGAUGUGGGGUGUCUGUUUGCCUCCUUGGACUUUGGUCACAGCACGAGAGCAUUGUACAGGAGCGGCAAAUCGAACUUCGCCAGUGCCUGUGAUAGAAAACGCGCUUCUGCUGUUGUUUCGUUUGCCAAGCGGACUUACAUGGAGACUGCUGUCCAUGUCGCCCACGAGUUGGGGUAUGUCCUCGGCAUUGAUCAUGAUGACAAGUACUGCAGGUGUGGAAAUGCCUCUAAAUGCAUCAUGAACGCACAGAGCACAGUGAGCUACGAAUUCAGCAACUGCAGCACAAGGUACUAUUUUGAUUUUAUAGCGUCAGGGCGAGGACACUGUCUGAAUAACAUCCCAGCAUCAGUAACGACGUUUGUACCGCAGCGCUGUGGGAACGGUGUCCUGGAGCUCGGGGAGGAGUGUGACUGUGGCUCAGAAGCACGGUGUAAAUUGGACCCUUGUUGUGAUAACAACUGCCAAAAGAAAGAAGGAGCCGUUUGCACUUCUGGACUCUGCUGCAAGAAUUGCAAGCCUCUCCCAGAAGGAGAAGUGUGCAGGGAGAGCACCGACCCGUGUGACCUGCCUGAAUAUUGCAAUGGGAUAUCUGAGCAUUGCCCAGCGGAUGUGGCCAAGCAAGAUGGGACGGUGUGCGCUGAGGAUGGCUACUGUUACUCAGGCAAAUGCAAAUCACGCACGUUACAGUGUAAGAAAAUCUUUGGCGAGAAAGCAGAGCCUGCCCCACUAAAAUGUUACAAGGAGCUGAACGUGAAAGGGGAUCGGUUUGGCAAUUGCUGGGGAGAUGGGCUAGAUACCAAAUUUCAGAAAUGUAAGCUAGAAAAUGUCCUGUGUGGGAGGGUGCAGUGUACUAAUGUUAGGCACCUACCUUGGCUGGAAGAGCACUCAACCAUCAUUCAAACCCCAGUGGACGGUACCUUGUGCUGGGGCACAGACUACCACUUGGGCAUGGACACCAUGGAUGCUGGAGUCGUUGAGGAUGGCACGCAGUGCGGGGUGAAGAAGAUCUGCAUUAACCGGACGUGCAUCCUGAGGGAGAAGUACUUGGCACUCAGCUGUUCUGCCCAGAGAACAUGCGGAGGAAAAGGCAUUUGCAACACCAAAGGAAACUGCCACUGCAACAGUGGCUGGGCACCUCCCAGCUGCCAGUUUGUUGGCUUUGGGGGAAGCAUCGACAGUGGGCCUACGCCAGUCACUAAAAAGGGGCUUUUAAAAUUCAUCGUCAGGAUUACCAUGCUAACCGUUACCGGUGUGGUACUCGCAGCACUUGUCAUUGACCGUGUGAGAAAGCUCAGAGCAUCCCGAGUAUUAAGCAGGGCGGUCGGAUGCUUUCAGUCUAGAGAACAGGCUCCUGAGGGGGAUGUGAAGGACUAGGUGGAAGAGGACAGCGCUAAACCAGCUGAGAGGCAAAACUGCCCUGCAUAGGACCUCAUGUGGCAGCAGUGGAAAGCAGGACUCAGCUUCAG
Messenger RNA from Cygnus atratus (black swan), 2054 nucleotides. RefSeq names its product disintegrin and metalloproteinase domain-containing protein 9-like. Gene Ontology annotation, molecular function: metalloendopeptidase activity. Gene Ontology annotation, biological process: male gonad development; proteolysis. The transcript has a single exon. NCBI's taxonomy places the organism in Eukaryota, Metazoa, Chordata, Aves, Anseriformes, Anatidae. Gene Ontology annotation, cellular component: plasma membrane; sperm head plasma membrane; external side of plasma membrane. The coding region runs from base 37 to 1962 and encodes 641 amino acids. The record is from RefSeq and is a predicted model, not a curated record.